AAUAAAAUCAACCGCAGCAAGCAUCGUAUGGCCCACACUGCCGGCUCAAGGAGCUUUGCUCAAGUGCGUGAAGAAGAGCGGGCAAAGAAUCUUGGUGGAGAGUCUCCUGAUCGGGCAACGUUGUUCAUAACGACCCAUCGGAAGAAAGAUGGGAGUGUUGUGAACGAAGAGUCGGCUCAUGUUAUUGAAAUGAUUGAGGAGUUACGGGCAACUCAGACUGCUGAGUCCUCUCAGAGUAGCACUACCCGAGACGAUCUCUUAUCCCAGAUAUUGGGACCAGAGCAUCUGGGUCGGGUCCGCAUGAUGGGGUUAGGUCCCACAGCUUCCACGUUAUGGGGCACAAGAAAUACCAUUGCAGAACUCAGGAGGGAGACUGAUGAGUUGCGACGACACAUGAAUGAGCGGGUAGAGCAACUAGUGGAGGAGCGGAUGAAAGAACAGAUGGCUAAGCAUCUAGAGCAAAUGGAGCAACGGAUGACAGAGCGAAUAACGGAGCAGAUGGAGCAACGGAUGACAGAGCGAAUAACAGAGCCGAUGAUGGCACGAAUGAGAGAUAAUAUGAACUCAUUGGUUGCAACAGACCAAACUUCGGGCAAUGUACUAAAUGUAGAGGCUGACUCAGUAUCCACUCCUAGGGAUAGACCUGAGGCUGAGGGACCUCAGUCGAAGGUUCCGAAGAAUCAAUAGGUAUCGUAUUUUAUGUGUAUUUAUGUGUUUGACAUGCAAAAGAAUCCAAGGGCUGUCUUAAAAUGAGGGUUGCAGAUUGGAAAAAGGUGGGCCAUA
Molecule: messenger RNA, 783 nt
Organism: Magnolia sinica
Lineage: Eukaryota; Viridiplantae; Streptophyta; Magnoliopsida; Magnoliales; Magnoliaceae
Exons: 4
Coding region: 28-687 (219 amino acids)
Source: RefSeq, a predicted model, not a curated record